Molecule: messenger RNA, 240 nt
Organism: Peronospora matthiolae
Lineage: Eukaryota; Oomycota; Peronosporomycetes; Peronosporales; Peronosporaceae
Source: the annotation of a GenBank genome assembly
AUGCAUCUUCGUGGAGUUUUCCGUGCGGCAAAACUACCAAGAGGCCAAGGCGCGAUCGGCACCAAGUGGGUGUUCAAGAUCAAGCGCAAAGCGGAUGGAUCUGUCGAGAACUACAAGGCGCGUCUCGUUGCCAAGGGCUUCAAGCAGAAGUACGGCAUCGACUACACAGAGACGUUCUCGCCUGUGGUCAAGUACGUGACACUGCGUAUGGUGAUCGCGAUCACCAAGUAUUUCGACUAG